AUGAAGGUCAUAAGCAUUAUUCCCAUUCACCUGUUCCUGUUCCUGCACUGCACACAUGCUACAUUUCUGCCCAAAGAUGACGCUCCUGAUACUCCCAGAGACGUUCACAACAUCUCCCCCAACAAUAGCAUCAGAUGGACCCGGUGCAACCUGCGCCUACUUAACUACAAGGAUGUGGAAUAUAGCGACGAUGUGGAAGAUUCCAAGAAUCUGGAAGAUUACGGGGAUCUGGAAAAUAACGAGGCAUUCGAGUGCGGUAAUCUCACUGUUCCUCUCGACUAUACAGGCAAAUACAGCAGCAACACUACGACCUUGAAUUUAAUCAAGCUCAAAGCGACCGAGAAAUCGCCCAAAGGCAGCAUCAUCCUCAACUUUGGUGGUCCAGGUGCUUCCGGAAUCGACGACUUGAGAGCUUACACCCGCGAGGAUGCCAGCAGGCUUGUUGGCGGACAAUACGACUUAAUCAGUUUUGAUCCACGUGGUACUGGUAAGACAUUGGUGCCGCCCAGUGGUGAAGGAUUUCCGUCGCAAAUGCUCAAAGAGCUCUUUUACGCCUUUCAGAACUCGUCAGAUUUCGAGACCGGACAGUCACUCAGGGAUGCUUGGGAUUAUGUGAGCACCUUCACGGAAUCUUUCCUUGCAAAGGACACGGAUCUUAGGAGGUUCCGUGGCACUGCAUUCGUCGCCAGAGAUAUCGCUGAAAUUGCCACGGCAUUAGGUGAAGGCAACCGCAUCAACUACUGGGGUAUGUCGUACGGCACGGUCCUAGGUCAGGUUCUGGCUAGUAUGUUUCCUGACCGUAUUGAACGCAUGCUUCUCGAAGGCAACCUGCUCGCCGACGACUAUGUUAAGAACCUCGGCGCCCACGCGACCCAAGAUGCCGGGAAGGCCUUGUAUCAUUUCUACGACUUGUGCAUGGCAGCUCCAAAUAAUACAUGUCACUCGGCUACCAAGCUUCCCAAAAACCGAGAUGAAUUCCUCAAGGUCCUCGAUCGUGUUUUCAUGGUUUGCACAGGAGUUGGGGGUGGUUUACGCCGCUUUAAAUCACUCCCCCUGAAUGCCUGGUUUUUCUUAUCUCUCUACGGUCUUCAAGGUUACUACAUGAUGGAUGAACUGAUCGCUACCGCUUUGGACGGCAAUCGUUCGAAUUGCCCCCAGGUUGAUCUUGAUCCCCUCGCAAAAUCAGCAACUCCAUGGAACCCCCAAUUCGAACUUGCCCAUCUAUCGACCUGGUGCAGUGAUACAACUUUCCGUCCUGAAACUGUUGAGGAACUUCUCAAAUUUCCUCCUUUACACGAAGGCGAUCAGGCCCUUGAUAACCCUUUCUACCUCACGGCCCUGCUCCCUCGCUUGGUGUGUUCUCAGUGGAUACACGCAGCUGAGCCGAUAAAUCUUACAAGCCUUUCAAGAGUCGAGACAAAGAACCCAAUCCUUCUCAUCAACGGAAAAUACGAUCCGAUCACUCCCCUGGGUCAUGCCCGGAAGAUAUCUGCGCGAUUUCCUGGGAGCCAGCUUGUUGUUGGUGGAGGUGUUGGUCAUGCCUCUAGCGUCAGCCCCUAUGGAUGCCCUCGCAUCGGGGAGAUUGUAAGGAGAUAUUUCACCACUGGAGAGCUACCUCUACCAAAGACCACCUGCGAGCCAGGCCUUAAUGCCUUUGAGGUUAUCGAAAGCAUGCGGGGGAAAGGGCCAGAGCCCACCGGAAAACGUAAGAUUCCGAUUCUCCUGUAG
This is a messenger RNA of Fusarium tjaetaba, 1728 nucleotides long. RefSeq names its product tripeptidyl aminopeptidase. Lineage: Eukaryota; Fungi; Ascomycota; Sordariomycetes; Hypocreales; Nectriaceae. The coding region runs from base 1 to 1728 and encodes 575 amino acids. The transcript has 3 exons. The record is from RefSeq and is a predicted model, not a curated record.